GGCGGCAACACCUUUGGCAAUUUUGGAAAAAAAGCUCCUACAAGCACGGCCGAAACUCAAAUAGUUACCAUAUUAAUAGUUGAGAAAGAUGAUGAAGAUGUAUAUGAGAAAGAAUCCUUGUGAAAGGUAGAUCAUAACAUCCAGAUUCGGGACAGCCGAGGGGUGGUCUAAUCUUGGAGUUGAAAACAAAGAAUUGGAGGCUCUGGGAAUGAUCGAAAGGAGAGUUGCUCGUUAAAAUGGAAGUUGCAGCUCCUCAGUCCGUGCGUUUGUCCUUUAUUUUAUCAAACAGAAAACAUGCAACGGAACUGCUCAGGACCAUCUUAACGCUCACCCUUGGCAUCAUGGGAGGGGCAAUACUCCCUCUUUCUUGGGGUUUUGAAGAAACUGGAAUUGUGUGGGGAUUUAUAAUCAUGAUACUAGUUUCAUUUGCAAAUGAUUUCACUUGUGGAUUGCUUCUGAGACAAUCAGAUGCAUUAGGUGCUCAUGAUUAUGAAUCUCUUGCCCUAGCUGUUGGAGGUCGAUUUUAUAAGCAUUUUACAGACUUUUCCAUUAUUAUACUUCUCUUUGGAUCGCUGCUUGGGUCAAUUCAACAGUUUGGAGAGGCUGGUGCUAUUGGGGUCGAGGGUCUCUCACACAAGGUACCCCAUUGGUUGAUGGAUAGAAGUGGGAGCCUUUUGAUGGCACUUGGCACAAUAUUUAUUUCAUUCCCACUUUGCCUUCAUUCAAGACUUCAAGAGUUGGAUAAAGCAGCUGCUCUUGGAACUGCAUUAGUUCUAUGGCUUCUGGUGGUCAUAUUGAUUGAUAGCAUCAAACAUGGAUUGCCGGCAAUUCAUAAUGGUCAACUUAAAAUUGCUGGAGUUCCAUCAUUAAAAAAUAUUUCUCAAGCAACAUCAAUAUUUGGAUUUGCCUUUUAUGUACAACCAAUCAUGAUGCCUUAUUUGAUGGAGCUUCCUUCUGGGAAAGUUGGGAUUGGUAUAUUGAAGUGGGCUACUCGGUUUGUCGUCCUUGGUAUAUCAUUUAUAGUGUAUGCAAUCAUUGGGCUCUUUGGUGCAGCUCGUUAUGGGGAUCAAACAAGUGAUAACAUUCUUCAGAACCGGUGGAUGGGAGGUGGAAUCGGGCAGGGUAUCUUGAAUUUGUCAAUAUCUUUGUAUCUAGCAUUGUCAGUUCCAAUGUUGGAGUUUCCCAUAAGGCAUACAAUCUAUUGUUGGUUUCCAGAGAACAAGAAGUUCCGCCUGCUACAACUCUAUUUAACAGUUGUGAUUCUGUUGCUAUGCUUAUCAUUCGCUUUAUUGUUUCCAAAUAAUUCAGGAAAUGUUCUUGUUGCAACGGGGGCUGUUGGGGUCUGUAUUGUAUCAUAUAUGGUUCCUAUUAUUAAUCAUUUUCUACUCCUAUUUAAGAGGGUGAAACCUCUUGAGAAUGCUCACACUCAAGAUGCAAGUGUUCAAGUUCAAGAAAAGGAUGGUUUGGGGUCUUCUCAAUCAAUGAGCUAUAGGAUGAAGAGAAAGGAUGGAAUAUGGAAUAUUGUGUUUGAAAUGUUGUGGGAAAUUUUUAUCCCUCUAUUAGUAGUUGGAGUUGGAUUGUUUUGUAGCAUAAUGGCAUUAUGCACUUUGUAAUCAUUAUGGACUCAAAAAGUGUUAUGAUAUUCAUAUUAUAGGCCAUGGUAUGUAAUAAUAAAAAUGGUGUCAUUUGAUUUCAUUAUUUAUUUAACUAUUCUUUGUUG
Molecule: messenger RNA, 1720 nt
Organism: Cryptomeria japonica (Japanese cedar)
Lineage: Eukaryota; Viridiplantae; Streptophyta; Pinopsida; Cupressales; Cupressaceae
Exons: 8
Coding region: 237-1613 (458 amino acids)
Biological process (GO): amino acid transmembrane transport
Molecular function (GO): amino acid transmembrane transporter activity
Source: RefSeq, a predicted model, not a curated record